Xenopus tropicalis (tropical clawed frog) is the source of this 1963-nucleotide messenger RNA. RefSeq names its product glutamate-rich protein 5 like (gene erich5). The transcript is spliced from 4 exons. The record is from RefSeq and is a predicted model, not a curated record. The coding region runs from base 407 to 901 and encodes 164 amino acids. Lineage: Eukaryota; Metazoa; Chordata; Amphibia; Anura; Pipidae.
AGCGGCGGCUCAGUGUUACAGGCAGGGCGGCUCAGUGUUACAGGCAGGGCGGCUCAGUGUUACAGGCAGCCCCGGCAGCUGCAGGACUCGGAUCUCGGCUGCUGUUCUUAUGGCAACCGCUGUGUGCCAGUAAACAUUCAUCUCUCUCCCAACUUCACUGCAACUCCGAGGGGCAGCGCUUAGGGGACCAGUGGGCACUUGGUACUUGCCUUUCACUGUGUCCCUAGCAGGACUGCCUGUAGGGCAGUGUAUAUCUAACCAGCUCUGCCUGUGUACAUUGCUCCCUGUGCAGCAGCCCAUUCAAGUUCCCAUCGCUUGGGAUGUGAAGGUUUCUCUACUGUUCCGAAGAGUUUUUUAGAACUGCGCUUGCUAUCGGCCGAUUCCCUCGCUUUGCUCGGAGGGAGCGAUGGGCUGUUCGAGCAGUACUCAGACUCAGCCCCAGGGGGGGAACAGACCAAAGUCUCUGGAAACCAAUGGACCCAAGAAAAGCGCCUCCUCAGAUAUAAGUGAUCAGAUUGUUGAUGACAUUGAAACGAUCCCAGACCAGACCAAAUUGGAACCAUUAACAGAGAAUGAAGCAUCAAUAAAUGAAGAUCCCCCUGUGGAGGAUGAAGUGGAAGCCAUAGACACCGCAGAGUUAGAAGCAGCAGAAAGCUUGGCACCAGCUGAAGAGGAAAAUGGUGCCACAAGUGAAACAGAAGAUAAAGUAGAAGAUGCAGAGGAGCCUACAGCAGACCAACCAAAUGAGGAGGAUGUAAUGGCAGAAGGUGAGACCGAAGACUCUGAGGAAGUCAAGACGCUUGAAGAGAUACCAAGUGAGGAGGCAGAAACAAAGGAGGAAGAAACAGGACACCUGCUGGACGAAGCAGAACCAGAGAUUAGUAUGUUGAUAGCAGAGUGAAUGACCUCCUCAUUAUCACUCAGCUGAAAGCAAUGUAGAAGAGUGAAGCCUUGCACAUUUGAGACAUCCAACUGAUGAUGGGAAGGUGGACUAUGCUUUUGCUUCGGGUUGGUUAGCAGCGCAGAAAUGUGUGCACUGGGUGACAUGGCAGGUCUUAAACCUUCUUCCAAAGCCACAUUGCCAAGACUACAGCAAGAGAACUGCUGCUGCACUACAAUGUUGUGCCGUAUCUCUGAACUGAAUGUGGGGUAGGGAUGGGGGUAUCAUUUUUUAAAGUUCCCUUUAAAUAUAUGGCACAAUUGUGAUAUCUGCUUCUCUGUAUCUCUUGGUAACACAAAAAUUAUUUAAUGGGUUGAGCCCAGUUUGUAAUCUGCGUGAUUGUAAAUAAAUGGAUUGUCUUUCAGGGUCCCAUUUAGGCCAGCCUGACUAUAACACAAUGGCCCUCCACUUUGUAAAUAAAUAGGGCCCCUUUACUUGCUUUUCUUUGCUAUACGUCAUUACAUGGUGUGUCCAUUGUUGCAGGGUCUCGCUCCUUAUUGUUACAUGGAAAAAAGCUGAAUAGUUUUUAUGGCAUUGUGUAGAGAUUAUUGGCGUCAUAAAAUCUUAGACCUACUAACAGCCAGUGAAAGCCAACAGAUUAAUAAAACCCCUUGCCUGCAUUCACUAACUGUGUAUUACUGGCCUGCGGUGUCAGACUGCGCUGUCGGGCCCCCCACAUAGCGAAAUGCACUUCUUCACCCCUUUCUUCCAUCCUCUACUCUUGGUUUUAUGUUUUCUCUUCCUUUUUCUCCACUAUCCCUUUUUUCUGCCUUUUUUCUCUGUUUCCAAUCUUCUUUAACUCUGUUUUCACUUCUGCUAUCUGUUUAUUCAUUCUUAUGCUAUAAGGGGCCAUGAUACUGGUGUAGAAGUCCAAAUGGGCUGGCAAACAGGUUGGGCCCACUGGGAAUGGUUCUGGAGCCCUGGUGCAUUUUUUGUGACUAAUGAAUUAUUCUUGAAAAUCCCUACUGCUGAAAAUAAAUAUAACUAUACUAAAUUAAACUGUGUUACUGUGCCAAUUAUAAA